Messenger RNA from Symbiodinium necroappetens, 1557 nucleotides. The record is from the annotation of a GenBank genome assembly. NCBI's taxonomy places the organism in Eukaryota, Dinophyceae, Suessiales, Symbiodiniaceae.
AUGGCACCCAAAGCUGCAAAAGCGAAAGCUGUUGGAAAGGCGGUGACCAAAGCCUCGGGCAAGGCCUCUGCCCCGGAGCCCGAGCCGCCCCUAAAGCCUUCAGUCCCCGCCGUCCCGCAGCCCAGCGAGGCCGUGACUCUCACUGCCAAGCAGGCCGAAGGGCUCUUAGCCAGCCUGUGCGCAGAGGAACUCCGCAUCCUGGCUGAGACCACGGACGAGGAAGAGCAGCUUGCAGCUCGCCAGGUGCUCGAGUAUGUUGGCGACAAAGAUGUGAGCUGGGAAAAUGCGCAACGGUCACUUUCCACCGGCAACCAGCUUGUCAAUGAGAUCCUGGAGAUGCAGACAGGCGAAUUCAUCACGAAGCAAAGCUUGCAGAGGUUUGAAGAGCUUGGCCACCCGGACGUUUCCGCACUGUGGGGCAAAAGCCGAAGUGCUUACGUCCUGGCUGUUUUCGUGCAGGCGUGUCUUCAGGAUGCCCGUGAUCGUCUGGGACUGACGGCCGCGGCACCCCCUCCACCCCCAAUGCCGCAAGAGCCUCCAGCAUGGCCCCUGGUCAUCGGCUUCAAGGAGUUGCCUGCGCGUAUUGCAGAAGUUGUCCGGUGGAGCAGAACGGUGCUGGUGGUGUGCAACGGCCAUGCCAAGGAAGCUGACACGUUCCUGACUUACUCUGCGUACGUGCAAAUUGAUGCCAAAUGGGUCAUGGGAGAAACUAUGAUCAGAAAGACCAUGGGCAUCGAGGAAAUGCAGGAAAGCCUGCGAAAACGAGUUGUGAGCGCUAUGAAGUCUGGACUGCCACUGCAUAUCGCCAUGGCAAACACGGCCGUGGCUUUCAAAGAUAAGUUUUGUGCAGAGCACACAUUUCCUCAUUCCGUCUUCAAUUUUUCAAUGUUCAGAGGUGAGACGGGAACGGAGGCAGGCGAGUAUAGGAAGAUCAUUCGAGAUGUGGACUUGGAGGAUUGGCCUGGGAGCUUUCCCGGCCGAAUGAAGGAGGGUUUCUUUGUGGUGGUCACAACUGACUUUGACCUCGAGUCUGCUCGAGAAUUCCUCCCCUCAUCUCUGCCGUACUUCAACGACAUGGCCAUCCUGGAAGUUAUGUGCUUGCCGGACAACUAUGGAGCAUGGCCAGCUCCCUUUUGCUCCUGCGAGCGAUGCCCCGGUGAUGUGCCUCAUUGUGCGCGCUUCGAGCGCUGGGCCAAAGCUGCCAAUGUCGAUUCUGUGAAGCAGAGUGGGCGGUACCAGGAGUUGCUGGAGGAAGCUGCCAGGGGCUCGCCACAUCUUUCGCCUGACAAGGAACGACAACUUCAGCUCGACUUGGAUCGGACUUGGCCAUCUUUGCGUAUGUUUUCAGAGCACAGCGGUGGUCGACAGUCGCUGGCCAACCUGCUGAAGGCUUGGAUCAUCUUCGAUGGGAACGAAGCCCAGCAGGCGAGCGCAGUGGACAGAUGUCAAGAAGCCAGUGCUCAGGCCACUGGAACUUGUGUGUGUGUGGGUGUGUGUGUGUGUGAGUGUGUGUGUUGUUGUGCCGAAGAGAUGGCUGCAGAUGGCUGCCGCUCUUGA